AUGCAGGCAUUCCAAAAAGGCUCUCCUAUAGCAGCAGAUGUCUCUGAAGCAAUUCUAACCCUAUCAGAGAAUGGAAGACUCCAAGAAUUGGAAAAGUUCUGGCUGGGUUCCUCUGUAAAUUGUUCAAACUCUGAUGAAACCACCGAAACUGAGAGUUUGGGCCUUGAGAGCUUCUGGGUUUUGUUCCUCAUUUCUGUUGUCACUUCCACCAUUUGCUUUCUUCUUUUCCUUCUCCUUCAUUGGAGGAGUCAUCGUCAUCGCCAUGGGGCGUCUGGAGGCAACGUAACUACGAGUGGUAACACUGUUUGGGACAAGACUGUUAGACUGGCUCGGAGCUUUCACACUGGACGGCCGAGUUUGCUCAGGGGAGAGCCAAAUGUGUAUGAAUGGGGCUCUUCAAGGUGGGAGUUAGUGAGUCCUUCGGACAUUUCACAAGGUUUUGAAGCCUCUAAACCAGCUGAAAUUGAAAUUCCCGUUAGGACUUGA
Ilex paraguariensis (yerba mate) is the source of this 486-nucleotide messenger RNA. The record is from the annotation of a GenBank genome assembly. NCBI's taxonomy places the organism in Eukaryota, Viridiplantae, Streptophyta, Magnoliopsida, Aquifoliales, Aquifoliaceae.